Messenger RNA from Akanthomyces muscarius, 1683 nucleotides. RefSeq lists its product as uncharacterized. The record is from RefSeq and is a predicted model, not a curated record. The transcript is spliced from 6 exons. Lineage: Eukaryota; Fungi; Ascomycota; Sordariomycetes; Hypocreales; Cordycipitaceae. Bases 1 to 1683 code for a protein of 560 amino acids.
AUGAUGGUGUCAUUCAAGACGUCCCUCUCUAUACUUGGGCUUGCUGCGUUCGCCCAAGCGGCACCCACCACCUCUGCCACCAAUAGCAGCGCCAACUUUACCAACUCGUCUAUUAAAUGGACGAAGUGCCCUUCAACAGUAUCUGGCCAGUCUGGGCUGCCAGUAGAGUGUGCGCAGUAUGGCGUGCCUCUUGACUAUACCGACAAAAAGUGCAACGAGACGACCCUGCUCAACUUGAUCCGUGUUCCGGCCACCAAGCAGCCAUCUUUGGGCAGCAUCCUGCUCAACUACGGUGGGCCUGGCGAGGAAGCUGUUUCUACGACUGCGCAAAGCAGCUUUGUUCUCAACAUGUUGUCUGGCGGGCGCUAUGAUCUUGUCUCUUUUGAUCCUCGUGGAACUACCACCACGCUCCCGUUUACAUGUUUCACCUCUGGUUUUGAGCAGCAGCGGUUCGUGGACAACCUCUCUCUGGCCCCUCAUCCAGAGGAUCGUGAGGCCAUCGGCCACCUUUGGGCGGCGGCCGCCAACAUCGGCCAGGCAUGUGCCCAAGCGCAAAACAAAACUGGCUCGCUUAUCGGUACAGCGUUCGCUGCACGCGACGUGGUAUCCAUCGCCACAGCACUUGGUGAAAAGGACAAGGUCCGCUUUUGGGGAUUUUCGUACGGCACUACUCUAGGAGCCACUCUCGUUUCCAUGUUCCCCGAAAAGAUCGAAGGUGUCAUUCUAGACGGUGUUCAGAAUCCCCACGAGUACUACCACGCUGAUGCCGAUUUUGAGGAAUGGGCCCAAUCUGACCAGGUCUUCUCCGCCAUCUUUCAGUACUGCGCCAAGAAUGCCGACCAGUGCGCCUUGUCGCGGCGCGGCAAUUCGUCCGCCGAGCUCGAGAAAUCGUACUGGUCGCUCUACGAGAGCCUUCGCUACAACCCUCUUCCGGCUGGCACCGCCGUUUUGGAUCACUACGCUCUCAAUCAGAUCGCCAGUAAUGCUCUGUAUAGUCCUUACUCGUGGCCCAACUUCACCGCUGGCGUCGACAUGCUCAUGGGCCCGAAGAAGGACUACGACAUGGAGUUCUUGGCCGAUUGGACGGCCCAGCUUCAAAUCACCGACGAUACGACGGCCCGCGCAGCUCAGCGGAUCAUCCAGUCGCUCGCCGGCAUCCACUGCUCCGACCGCGUGAACCGCCUCUCGUCGCUGCAGGAGUACAUGCCCGUUCAGCAGCGCCUCGGCAACAUCAGCCGCCUCAUGGGUCCUACUGAGGCACCCGUCGCCAUGAUCUGCGCCCAGUGGCAGAUUGAUGCCAAGGAGCGCUACAAGGGAAACUUCCAGGUCGCUCCACGAAAGCCCGUGCUGCUUGUUGGCAAUUCUUACGAUGGCCACACCCCAAUUGUUUCGGCGCGCAACGUCAGUUCUGGCUUUGGGGGUAGCAUAGUUUUGGAAGUCAAUGGCUACGGACAUGCCUCCCUCGGACUCCCGUCCAAGUGCACUGUUCAAAAGUAUUCUGACUACUGGGUCAACGGCACCAUGCCUGCGCCAGGAACCGUUUGCGAGGUUGACUACAAGCCCUGGAGUAACAUUAGCUGGCCGGACGUGGCCAAGGAAAUUGGCUGGCCGGUGCCUGGGGCCCAGUCAGCCGUCUCUGGCAGUCCAUCGGUUGUGUCGCGCAUGAUCGCGGCCAGGCUCUAA